AUGGCUGAUCCCCGCAUUAGCUGGUCCAGAUAUCUCGUUCGGCAAAACGAACAUGAUCUAGACACUCUACUCCAACAAGGCACUUUUAAGCCCCUUCUCCUCUCCCAUGUUAUUUUCUUCAACUGCCUGCCUUGGAUCGCCUUAGUCAUUCCCAAGCGUAGAGGUGGGCGGUAUUUUCGACCGUUGGUCUUUGCACUGAGCUUGGCAAUUGCUCUUGAGGUUCUCAGGACUCAACGAGCUCUCCUCGGUGGAAAUGGGUACAUGAUUGGCAUGAUGGUAGGCUGGUGGCUAGUGUGGAGUGCCACAUUAUUCGUAUUCUCAGACGUCGAGCGUGACUUCCAGCGCAUUGAGCGUGUGGCUUUAUCUGAGACGCCACAUCCUAAUGGCAAUGAGUUAAAUGCGCAGUCAGGAUCCAUGCUCGGUAGCAAUGACUGCCCUGCACCUGCACCAGAGGAUACAGCCGCAGCCCAGUUUCGCUGGCAGUCAUAUCCCUCUAAGCUGUCACAUCGCAUUGAGUGGUGCGCAGGACUUCUGUUCAACCUCCGUGGCCCAGAGUGGAAUUGGCGUGCACCUCGCCUUGGUCGACUGCCCCGAACAGUACACGCAAACCUGCAUUCUGGCUUCCUGGCCAGCAGUCUCCGAGAAGAAGAUGGAAUACAUAUUUCUGCAAAAUCUUGUCUUUCGAAAGCAUUUCGCACGUUUCUCAUCUCAUAUCUUACACUCGAUGCAUUGAAAGUCAUCAUGAUACGGGACCCAUACUUCCGGGGUACGCUCGUGGCGGACGCCACGCCUCCGUCGCCUCUCUCCUUCCUCGCAUCCAUACCUUUGGGUGUUCGCUUCUACCACUGCUUCGUGAGUUGUAUGGGAGUCUACGUCGCCCUCGCUUAUGUCACAUCAUUAAACCCCAUCUGCUUUCUCGGGCUAUCCAUGGCAUUCCCCAAUGCUUCCCGCAAGUUAACAGCGGCUCCAUUAGACGAGUCAUGGCUGUACGCCGAUACCUUUGGGCCAUUCAUUUCACCGGUCUUGGAUGACGGCCUAGCGGGCGUUUGGGGAAGCUGGUGGCAUCAGCUUUUCAGACACGGGUUCGUCUCUACAGCACGGUGGAUUCUAUCAUUGCUCCCAGGUUCAUGGGGAACAUGUCCGGGAAUGAAACGGGUAAUCUAUAUCGUGAUUGCAUUCUCGUUGAGUGGUUUUGUGCAUGCUUGUGGCAGCUACACGCAGUUCACAGAAACUCACCCCCUUAGGGGGCCGUUCCUAUUCUUCUUUCUACAAAGCAUGGCCAUUCUCGUCGAACAUAUGGUCAAGGCUGUAGUACUCCCAAAGCUGCGUCUGGGUCGUACUCCACGGUGGUUGCGGCGUACUGCAAAUGGCCUUAUUGUGUUUUGCUGGUUACUCUAUUCUGGAGCUUUCAUCGCUGAUGAUUUUGCCAGGGGUGGCCUGUGGUUGAUGGAGCCUGUGCCACUUAGCCCUCUCCGUGGCCUUGGAUUGGCGAAUGGUCAGGGAUGGUGGUGCUGGGAGGGGCAAUGGUUCAAAUAUUGGGAUGAUGGAACUUACUGGGGUAGUGGGAUACGGGUGAUCUGA
Molecule: messenger RNA, 1581 nt
Organism: Penicillium pulvis
Lineage: Eukaryota; Fungi; Ascomycota; Eurotiomycetes; Eurotiales; Aspergillaceae
Product: wax synthase family protein
Exons: 1
Coding region: 1-1581 (526 amino acids)
Biological process (GO): lipid metabolic process
Source: RefSeq, a predicted model, not a curated record